AUGUUAUCGCGCUACAAAGGGGCCCUAAUCAUACAACAUCCACCUUCUCUUAUCAAGUGUAAAAUCUCAUUGGCCAUCUCUUGUACUGGUACUGGUACUGGCUCAAUCACCUCCCCAAGUCACUACCUAUCUCAUACAUCCAUCGCCAUGUAUCCGGAUCGAGAUCAGAGAUCUCGGAGUGCAUCCAGCCUGAAAGGCCGCCUGAGAUGGACGUUGGCUGGGAGCGGCGACUCCCGGAACAUGACGUUUCGGGGGUGGCGCGGUUGUCAUCUUGCAGUGAGGGAGGACCCUGCUUAUGCUUGCCAUUUGCAUAUCGUAGAUCGCUCGGGGCGGGCCUGGCGUGCCUGCGAUAAGGCUAUCAGCUCGCGUGUCCCCCGCUAUGAAAUCAUAGCCCACACGAGCCGGCACCGCCUCCCACCGCCGGCUCCGAUAUUACCCUUCGUAUCCUCGUCGUCCUCUGCAUCGGGGUCCCGAGGAUGGCACCGAGGACAGGGAUUAACAUCUGCUUGGAUUUUUAGCGAACCAGAGGCAAAUCGUCUCAGGAAGUAG
This is a messenger RNA of Nezara viridula (southern green stink bug), 549 nucleotides long. The record is from the annotation of a GenBank genome assembly. Lineage: Eukaryota; Metazoa; Arthropoda; Insecta; Hemiptera; Pentatomidae.